AUGGAUUGGCGCCCCAUCGCCCUACUGGGAAUCUUUUUCGUCCUUGGGACACCAGCGAGCAAGAACGCUUCGUCAAAUGUCGAGGAUUGGAUCAACGUAUGGAAGGAGGUGAGCCAAAAUGGCUUCGAAGCCCUCGAGCGGCUCCAGAAGUUGUCGACGAAAGCCGACAGCAUUAUGAGCCUCGGCGGGCCGAUUGGCGGGUUGAUAGCGAUUGGACUAAAAGCAGCUCUCCAGCCCGAAAGCCAGGAACUUCAGGCCAUCAAAGACCUUGCCAACCGCCUGGAGGCGAAGAUGGAACAGCUACUACGGCAUCAAAUGGAGGGUUUCCGCUACGCCAACUACCUGAAUGCCCGGCGCAGCUGGUUUACGGACGUGAAAGACAGACUAUCAAGAUUUGAAGCUCACUUUGAUGAUAUGAUCAAGCGCCCGGAACGGAUGUAUACCCAGCGCGAAUCCUUCAAGAAACGUUGCGAGGAGCUGGAUCACCAGUUCACGAUCCAACUAAUCGCGAAGCACUUCGUCAUAAACUGCAAGAUAAGCACCAAGGCCCAGGUCAACCGUGCCAAUGCGGCCGAAAAAGCCCUUAGGCAGAUCGAAAGCUCUCUGCCAGCGCCCAGCUUCACCGUGGCAGAGGAGCUCAAACAGGUCCGAGCACGGUACUUGAUUGGCAUCUCCCAUAGCGUGAAUCUGCUGGCUUAUCCGGAAAUCAGCCGACUUACGAAUGCACGCCCCAAGUCCGUAGAAGAGCUGAUGUCGAUGCUGCGAAACAUUACCGAUCCAGACGCUGGCUUGUGCCUCCCGGAAAACGUCUACCAGUUACAUUACGGCUCGAGAAAGGCCCUCGAAUUCCAAUAUCUGGAGCUUGAAGAGGCGCUACGCCACACGAUGCUAUACGCCAGUGUAUGCGGAAGUUUAUUACACGAAAAUGAUGAGGCUGAACGUGAACUUGAUCGCCAGAAAAUGGCUCAGAAGGUUUCCGCGCUUUGCAACCAUGCCGCGCGAUGGCUCAGAGCGAAGCAGGAAGAUGCUUGGCCCGCGGUGCCGGAAGCGUUCUUACGGACACAAUUCGAACACAACAAAAACUAUGAUCCCACCAUAGUUGCGGAUCUAGUCCAACAGGGCUACGAGGAUCGGGGCUUAAAAAGGCACGAGUACCACGUUUUUGUACGUCCACGGGCCGCCGUGGCGAUGAAGCUAUUGGAAACGAAAGAUUUGACUGCUCUGUUCCGGCACUCUCAAGACUCCCAAAGGGCUGAUAAGAUCUGGGAUCGCUAUCUAAAGGCCCUGAACCUCUUCGGCGAAUGCGGAUUCACGACCGGAAUCUUCUUCCGCGAAGAGUUGUGGUUUACUGAGGAUAAAGGAGUCGCCACCGGCAACUACACCAUCAAUGCCUGCGGCCCUGACAUUGCGUUGGCGACGUACAGGUGGACGUAUGAAUGGCGAGACUAUGAAUAUUUCUAUCGCGGCUUAAUGAUGCUCGUAUUA
Messenger RNA from Mesorhabditis spiculigera, 1485 nucleotides. Lineage: Eukaryota; Metazoa; Nematoda; Chromadorea; Rhabditida; Rhabditidae. The record is from the annotation of a GenBank genome assembly.